AAAAAAGAACUGUAUGUAGAUAAGCAGCGAACUUUUGCGAUUGCUAUUUAUUUAAUAUAAUCUGCUUGUUAAGGAGAAGGUUUUAACAAAGAAACUAAAGCAUCAGCAUGUCGAUACUAAAUGUGGUAUGUCCAAUAUGUACAGAAGUUUUUAAAAAUGCAGAUGAUAUUUAUAGCACCAGUUGUGGACAUAUUUUCCACUUUUCCUGUAUGCAAGACUGGAUGAGGCGAUCAACAAGUUGUCCCAAAUGCCGUCAAUACAAUCCAACAACCUAUAAACUGUAUUUAAGUUUCGACGAUUCAGAAGAAAGUUUGCAAAAAUUUCAAGAAAUUGAAUUGAAAUUAAAAAGUUCAAAUGAAAAAAAUGCACAGCUUUUAGACCAAAUAAAUGAAACUGAAUUUAAUUUCCUACAUCUGCAGGAGCAGUUCACUGCUUCCGAACGUGAAAAGAGAGAGCUUGAGGAUAAAAUCAGGCAAAUUGGUGAUAGUGAUCAAAACUUCUUACAUCUUCAAGGGCAGUAUACUGAGUCUUCAGAACUAGUUAAACAUCUUCAAGAACAGAUACAACUUUUAAAAAUUAAUAAUGAAAGCAAAUCAAUAGAACUAAACCUAAAAAACAUGGAAAUUGACUCAUUGAAAGCAGGCUUACAGCCAGAGAAGAGCCCUUUUAAUGAUAGUAUUAUGAAUGAUAAAAUAAGAGUUUUAGAGCAGAAAUUAAAACACAUUUCAGCAGAGUUUGAAAAAGAAAUAGCUAUUAGUACUCAACUAUCGAUAGAUAAAAUGAAAUUGGAAAGUUACAUUAAGCAUCUCAAGUCAGCAGAUGGCAAUACAAAAAACAUUUUAAAGCAAACCCAUGAAGAUUUGUCCAUGAAACGAGAUAAUCAAAAAAGUGUAAACCUUAAAAAUGAUUUGUUAAAAAGUAACUCCAAUCAAAAAAGCAAUAACAGCGAUACAUAUGUUUUUAUAAAAGAUUUGCCGUUAGAUCAACUUUUAAUACCUUUUGAAAAUAUAAUCAUUAGACUAGCUUCGAAGAUGUCUCUUAACAUCUCGGCAGAUGAUUUGGUUAAAGUAGAUAUUGUGGAUAAUAAUAAGCAAACAUCUUCUAAUGCCCAGUUAGUAGUUCAAUUUAAAAGCAAAUCCCUGAAAAAUAAUUUUCUAGCAAAUAAACAUCUUUUGAAAAAUGAUCCCUCUACUAGUUCCAUUAUAGUUGGUGAGUAUAUGGAUGAUCAACUUCAUGCCCUACUUAUGUAUGCCAAGGAAAAGCUCAGAAAUAAUGGAUACAAAUAUGUUUUUUAUAAAAAUAAUCAAAUUUUUGCAAAGAAACAUCGUAGUCAUCCUAAAGUGAUACGCAUUCAUAACAAAGACCAAGUGGACAGUUUACAAAAUAAAGGAAAAAAUUAUGAAUCAGGUGCGAAUGCUCCGCCUGCUAUUGUAACAGAAUGUAAAAUUGAUGAAAAUUACUAUCAAAUUUAAAAGUGCCAACUGUUAAUAGGUAUGUAUUUAUUUACAUACAGGUUUUUGCAAAAAUAAGUAAUUUUUAAUUGUAUAUCUUAUAUAACUAUGAAGCAAACAUUUAAUUCGAUUACAAAUGUAUUCAUAUAAAUUAUUCUCAUAAUUUUUUUAAUAAAAAUAUAAUUUUCUUAA
This is a messenger RNA of Lucilia cuprina (Australian sheep blowfly), 1643 nucleotides long. Its product is annotated as E3 ubiquitin-protein ligase trul-1-like. Gene Ontology annotation, cellular component: nucleus. Gene Ontology annotation, molecular function: ubiquitin protein ligase activity. The record is from RefSeq and is a predicted model, not a curated record. The transcript is spliced from 2 exons. The coding region runs from base 108 to 1472 and encodes 454 amino acids. Gene Ontology annotation, biological process: protein ubiquitination; interstrand cross-link repair. Lineage: Eukaryota; Metazoa; Arthropoda; Insecta; Diptera; Calliphoridae.